AGAGCUCCAGAUCCCCGAUCUCACUGAGAUCCACCCUGCCCGCCGGCGGCCAUGGCCGUGCCGUCCGCCAUGCCCACCCCCCGCUCCCCGCGCCCGGACUCAGCCGCUGCCGCCGAUGUGUCCGCCGACGCCGCCCCGUCCCUUGACUUCGGCGACCCGGCCUCCCUCGCCGCCCUCCGCGGCCUCACCGACGCCGGCGCCGCCACCCGCCUGCUCCACGAGUGCGUCGCCUACCAGCGCGCCCUCGACGCCCGCCUCGACGCGCUCCUCGCCCGCCGCCCCGACCUCGACCGCGCCGCCGCGUCCCUGCUCCGCUCCGCCCCGCCGCUCCUCUCCCUCGCCGCCUCCGACGCCGCCGCGCUCAGGGAGUCCUCCUCCUCCACCGCCGCGCUCGCCGAGGCGCUCUCCUCCCGCGUCCGCCACCUCGACGCGGCGCACUCCCGCGCCGAGUCCGCCCUGGCCCGCGCUGAGGCGGCCCUCGACCGCUCCCGCGCGCUCGACGCCGCGCGCCGCGCCCUGGCGGCCGACGACCUCGCUGCCGCCGCCACCGCCGCGCACGAGUUCCUCGCCAUCGACGCGCGGUUCCCCACCGACGACGACCUCCGCCGCGACCUGCUCGACAUCAAGCGCCGCCUCGAGGGCCUCGCGCGGCGGAGGCUCUCCGCCGCGGUCGACGCCCAGGACCACCCCGCCGUGCUGCGGCUCGUGCGCCUCUUCCCCCUCCUCGACCUCGCGCCGGAGGGCCUCCAGGUCUACGUCGCCUACCUCAAGAAGGUCGUCGCCCUCCGCGCCCGCGCAGACUUCGAGCACCUCACGGACCUCAUCUCUGCAACCCAGCCUACCUCGGAGCGCCCUGAUUUCGUAGGCUGCCUCACCCGUCUCUUCAAGGAUAUUGUGCUCGCUGUUGAGGAGAAUGACGCUGUGCUUCGUGAGCUACGGGGUGAGGAUGGUGUCGCCUACGCCAUCAUCGAGCUGCAGGAGGAAUGCGACUCUAGGGGCACCCAGAUCCUGCGCCGUUAUGCCGAUUACCGCAAGCUUGCCCGUCUUUCAUCGGAUAUAAACUCCUAUACCAAGAACCUUCUCUCGGUCAUGGGUUCAGUGGCCAACGCUGCAGGUGGUAGCGAAGGACCUGACCCCAGGGAGGUUGAGAUUUAUCUUGAGGAGAUUCUGGCAUUGACACAACUUGGUGAAGACUAUACUGAGUUUAUGGUGAACAAGAUCCGUGGACUGAGGGAUGUCAAGCCUGAACUCGGUCCGCAAGCCAUGAAAGCCUUCCGUAAUGGUAGCUUUAAUAAAAUGGAGAAGGAUUUGACUGGGUAUUAUGUGAUCUUGGAGGAGUUCUUCAUGGUGGAAAACAUAAGGAAGGCCAUCCAGAUUGAUGAGCCAGUGCCUGAUGGUCUCACCACCUCAAUGGUCGACGAUGUGUUCUUUCUACUGCAGAGCUGCUGCCGCCGGGCAGCAUUCACUGCAAGCAUCAACUCGCUACUUGCUGUGCUUGGUGGGGCAACGAGCCUACUAAGCAAUGAGUUCCAGGAGGCACUACAGUGGAGAAUGAGGGAGCCAAACUUGGGUGCAAAGCUCUUCCUAGGUGGUGUUGGAGUUCAGAAGACUGGUGAGGAGAUUGCGACUGCGCUGAACAACAUGGAUGUGAGCUCAGAGUAUGUCCUGAAGCUCCGCCAUGAGGUUGAGGAGCUCUGUGCAGAGAUUUUUCAUGCUCCUGCUGACCGGGAGAAGAUCAAGUCGUGUUUAUCGGAGCUAGGUGAAAUCAAUGCUUCCUACAAGAAGAUCCUUUAUUCUGGGCUGGAGCAUUUGGUGGCAUCUAUCGCGCCCCGCAUUCGUCCUGUACUUGACACGGUUACCACUGUAAGCUACGAGCUGGAUGAUGCCGAAUACGGGGAAAACGAGGUGAAUGACCCAUGGGUGCAGAAGCUUCUCCUUGCAGUCGACACGAACGUCACAUGGCUCCAGCCAAUGAUGACAUCGAACAACUAUGAUUCUUUUGUGCACCUGGUCAUCGACUUCAUUGUCAAGAGGCUCGAGGUUAUUAUGAUGCAGAAGAGGUUCAGUCAGCUCGGUGGCUUGCAGCUCGACAAGGAGGUUCGCUCCCUGAUCAACCAUUUCUCGGAGAUGUCACAAAGACCAGUCCGAGACAAGUUCUCGAGGCUUUCCCAGAUGUCAACCAUCCUGAACUUUGAGCGUGUAUCUGAGAUACUGGAUUUCUGGGGUGACAAUGCUGGGCAUCUGACGUGGCUGUUGACACCUGCGGAGGUGAGGAGGGUCUUAGGGCUCAGGAUCGACUUCAGGCCCGAAGCAAUUUCUGCUUUGAGACUCUAACUUGUGCAUUUAAAAUACACACUGUAGUUCUUUUGUAUGUGAUAUAUGAUGAAAUGUUUUCCUGGUUUUUGUCACUUGCUAUCAUGGAUAGUCCCACUUCUUUAAUCCUAAUUGAAAUGGUGAAUUUGUUGAUUUGUGAUGUGCCGUGUGUGUGUGUAUGAACUUGCAGAUGUAUGGCAAACGUAUGUGUGUGUAAUGUGGGUUGUAACUUGUGACAUACUACUUUGGGAAAUCUUUGUUUGUAAAAUGUUUCAAUUUA
Molecule: messenger RNA, 2593 nt
Organism: Hordeum vulgare subsp. vulgare (domesticated barley)
Lineage: Eukaryota; Viridiplantae; Streptophyta; Magnoliopsida; Poales; Poaceae
Product: conserved oligomeric Golgi complex subunit 4
Exons: 2
Coding region: 52-2334 (760 amino acids)
Source: RefSeq, a predicted model, not a curated record